Molecule: messenger RNA, 913 nt
Organism: Periconia digitata
Lineage: Eukaryota; Fungi; Ascomycota; Dothideomycetes; Pleosporales; Periconiaceae
Source: the annotation of a GenBank genome assembly
AUGUUCCCCACCUGGAUCCCAACGGACUGUCCCUUGUGGAACCAUGGCGAGUUUGGCGCCAACACCGCCCGUAUGGCUACAAUGAACGCCGGUCCCUACAUGUUCGAUGGCAAGGUCUUCGGCCUCAAUAUCAUGCCCGGAGAUUGCAUUGGCCACGGUGGUCACUACAACUUUCUCAACCAGACCUGCAAGGUUGUUAUCGACAAAGACCUUUGUGCUCGAUACUACGGUCUUUGGGGCGAUGUGGGCGAAGACACUUGCACCAUGUCUAUCGAUCAACUUCAGCGUGGAGUUGUUGCCGCAGGUGCUCCUCUUACCGAACAGCUCAACGCUCGCGGCGAUCCUAUGCUUGUCGCUCGCAAGGAGAAGGGACCUGAUUGGCUCUUGAUCUGGAUGGCGGUUGGUUUCAUCCUCCUCGUGAUCGCGGCGGCGAUUGCUACCUACUUCAUCGAGCAACGCAACCUUCGUCGUCGAGCUGCGCGCCUUGCAGCUCAGGAGCAGCAGCUCCAGACUCUCGACUCUACGCGCACUGCGUCUACCCGCGCUACCGAGGACCGCGAGAAGGGCAACACCCGCACGUAGAGCGAUUCUCAUCUCAACGUCCUGUUUGCCGUUUCUUGGACAACUUGUAUCUCUUCUGAACAACUUGGAUGAGGUUAGGCACUGGAAGGCUCAUUUGGAUCAAGAACGAGGGAGUUGUUGAAAGCUCAAUUGUCUCUCCGGAGUGUUUGCAUUGCAUCUCUUCUCGGAUUAUGAAAUGGAGUUGGUGGAGUCUAGGAAGGCUUUCGGUCAAACACAUCCGGGGUUUACAUGAUCCCAUUUCACGAUGAUAGGAUAUAUUCGUCCUUCCAAUACAAGUACAUCCGUGCUCACUCCAUUGACUUGUUGUGGUGAUUCCCAGCUUGGUGAAGAU